Molecule: messenger RNA, 270 nt
Organism: Aureococcus anophagefferens
Lineage: Eukaryota; Pelagophyceae; Pelagomonadales; Pelagomonadaceae
Exons: 1
Source: RefSeq, a predicted model, not a curated record
AUGCGGCCGGCGGCCAACAAGCAGCCGGGCGGCGGCGGCGACGACGAGAUCGAGCUCGUCGGCACGACGGGUUCGAACGCGCUGGCCGACUUCCCGCACGCGCGCGAGAACUGCGUGACGUGCCCGUUCCACGCGGACCCGCGGAAGCACUGCGCCAACUGCUACUGCUACGUCUGCGACGCGCCCGCCGCCAAGUGCGGGAGCUGGGACCGCCACUGCGAGGCGACGGCCGGCGACCCCUACUGGCGGAAGCAGCGCGAGGCCGCGCGG